Molecule: messenger RNA, 708 nt
Organism: Daphnia pulicaria
Lineage: Eukaryota; Metazoa; Arthropoda; Branchiopoda; Diplostraca; Daphniidae
Exons: 3
Coding region: 58-708 (216 amino acids)
Molecular function (GO): DNA binding
Source: RefSeq, a predicted model, not a curated record
UUUCAUUAAAAGUCAGUCAAGUCAGGUGUCAUCAGAUCAGCUUGUUGUCUAAAUACUAUGGCUUCCGUACGUUUUCCCAAUUCCCAGGAAAUAUGUCGAAAUUGCAACCAUCCUAUUGCAGGACGCUUACCUCAAAUGUUGGUAUGCAAUUCUUGUCUUUUUUACGUGCAUCGAACCUGUUUGCCAGGGAAAGGUAUCAGUAGUACUGAAUAUGUGCGUUUGAAAAAGCAAAAGGAAGCUUUCCAUUUCAAAUUUAAUCCUUGUAGCAAUGUAGAAGAAUUUGUACAUUUGGGUAUUGGAAAUGGACGUGAUAUUAAUCAACCUGUAGCUUCAUCAUCAUCUGUGGCCGAUGAUGUUGAUCAACUUCCAGCUUCAACAAGUCGUGGCCGUGGCCGACCAAGAGCCGUUCUGGCCGAUGUUAGUGAUCAACUUCCAGCUUCAACAAGUCGUGGUCGUGGCCGUCCAAGAGCCGUUCUGGCCAAUGAUGUUGAUCAACCUCCAGUUUCAUUAAGUCGUGGCCGUGGCCGUCCAAGAGCCGUUCUGGCCGAUGAUGUUGAUCAACCUCCAGCUUCAUUAAGUCGUGGCCGUGGCUGUCCAAGAGCCGUUCUGGCCGAUGAUGUUGAUCAACCUCCAGCUUCAUUAAGUCUUGGCCGUGGCCGUCCAAGAGCCGUUCUGGCCGAUGAUGUUGAUCAACCUCCACUUCAUUAA